Messenger RNA from Paramormyrops kingsleyae, 1605 nucleotides. It is a transcript of the gene dpm1, whose product is annotated as dolichyl-phosphate mannosyltransferase subunit 1, catalytic. Gene Ontology annotation, molecular function: dolichyl-phosphate beta-D-mannosyltransferase activity. Gene Ontology annotation, cellular component: endoplasmic reticulum membrane. NCBI's taxonomy places the organism in Eukaryota, Metazoa, Chordata, Actinopteri, Osteoglossiformes, Mormyridae. Gene Ontology annotation, biological process: GPI anchor biosynthetic process; protein O-linked glycosylation via mannose; dolichol-linked oligosaccharide biosynthetic process. The record is from RefSeq and is a predicted model, not a curated record.
UUCACAUCCGGUUAUGCAGUACAACAUGGCAAAUAGGAAAACCAGCAAAAGCCGAGUAAGCAGUGAUAAAUAUUCCGUGUUGUUACCGACGUAUAAUGAGAGAGAAAAUUUGCCCUUGAUAGUGUGGCUGUUGGUGAAGUACUUUGGAGAAAGUGGCUAUGACUACGAGAUCAUCGUUAUCGAUGACAGGAGCCCAGAUGGGACGCUGGAAGUGGCAGAGCAGCUGCAGAACAUUUAUGGUGCAGAUAAGAUCAUUCUUCGUCCGAGGGAAAAGAAACUGGGGUUGGGAACUGCUUACAUCCAUGGUAUCAAACAUGCCACUGGAAACUUUGUAAUCAUCAUGGAUGCUGACCUCUCUCACCAUCCCAAGUUCAUUCCUGAAUUUAUUCAGAAGCAAAGGGAAGGAGGGUUUGACCUGGUGUCCGGCACUCGAUACAGUGGCGAUGGAGGAGUGUAUGGCUGGGACCUGCGCAGAAAACUCAUUAGCCGAGGAGCCAACUUUCUCACUCAAGUCCUGCUGAGGCCGGGAGCGUCGGACCUGACUGGCAGUUUCAGGUUGUAUAAAAAAGAGGUUCUUGGGCAGCUUGUGAAGAAGUGUGUUUCCAAGGGCUACGUUUUUCAGAUGGAGAUGAUUGUCAGGGCCCGACAACUAGGGUACAGCAUUGGAGAAGUUCCAAUCACAUUUGUGGACCGUGUUUAUGGAGAGUCCAAACUGGGUGGAAAUGAAAUAGUCUCCUUUCUGAAAGGGUUGUUAACUCUUUUUGCUACCACUUGAUGUUUUGUCUGAUUACCCAGACUUACCUGGAUUGCCACUGGUGACUUAAUUUGGUUCAAUUGAGUUUUCAUUCCAAACUUCUCUUGCUCCAGUACAGUGAUAACACAGGAGGGAGACUGUAGUUAAAUGCUGCCUGUGUGGGAAAGAUUCAGAAAUCCCAGCUUCUGUCUGUGCAGGAAGCUCUCACAGUACUGUUCAGAUAGUUGUACCUAAAGACUUGCACUUAGACUUUAAACCCUAUUUUGUACUUUUUACUUUGUGACUUUUUACUUUUGUGACAUUACUGUGUCAUGAACCCAUGAACAAAGUUACAUGUAUUGUGGACUAUUUUACCAUUAAAGAUCACAAAUUCCAUAAUACCAUCACUAGUAUAUGGUCAUAAUCGUAUUAUCUUCAGAGAGACUGCUUGAAGUUUGAAGAUAUAAGUUAAUAGAAUUCCAUUAUUUCCCUAAAAGACACAUCUUUGUUGACCAGUAUGAACAAAACCCAUUUUAAAUGUUGCAGUUCUUCCACAUUUUUGUUACAUGGAAGAUCAGUGCUCGUAUUGUAAUUUACAUCCAGAGACUAAAAGUCCAGAUUGUUUCCUAGGCUUAACAUGAUGUCACAUUGUGUCACACAGUUUUGGAUCCAGGUUUUUAAAAAACCCCUUUGCUCAGUUUGCUACUGCUUUGUAGUUAUGAGGGCAGGUCUUGGAGGGGAAGCCUUCAUUGUUUGUUACUGUACUGUAUCAAGAACUUCAGUGAAAGAUACCAUUACCCUCUUCAAAUGUAGCAGCCAUCAUUGAUUAAUGUAAAGCACUAGGAAAUAAAUACAUUUUCAUCGAAAACCAU